Molecule: messenger RNA, 4119 nt
Organism: Penicillium pulvis
Lineage: Eukaryota; Fungi; Ascomycota; Eurotiomycetes; Eurotiales; Aspergillaceae
Exons: 7
Coding region: 1-4119 (1372 amino acids)
Biological process (GO): transmembrane transport
Cellular component (GO): membrane
Molecular function (GO): ATP binding; ABC-type transporter activity; ATP hydrolysis activity
Source: RefSeq, a predicted model, not a curated record
AUGGAGAAUAUUGGUAGCUGCGGGGACGAUGCCUUUGGCCCCCAAGUGAAAGAUUGCCGAGGUGGUUUUGAUUUCACGCUAUUCUUCGAAGAAUGUUUCUUCUCGAUUGUGCCUUCCGCGCUUCUGUUGCUAGCGCUCCCUCUUCGUUACAAUCAACUACGGCAGUCACGAAUUCCCAAAGUGGCACGAAGCUGGCUCUACUGGGCAAAAUUAAUAUUCGGGCAGGCCUUUGGGAUCAUUCAGCUCUCUCUCUUAGUUGUAUGGUUUCUCCCUCAUGCUCCACGAACAAGGGCCUCCUUGGCCGCCGCGGCCUUGGCUUUCCUUUCUUCAGUCGGCCUUCUCUUCCUGUCACAUUGGGAACACGUUUUUUCUGUAUAUCCCUCUAACAUCCUCAACAUCGCCUUAUCAGUGUCACUCCUCUUUGAUGUUGUCCGUGUUAGAAGCCUAUGGCUCGCAUCUAAUACCGCCAUAGCGGGACUCUAUACAGCAAGCAUCAUAUUGAAGAUGAUCUGGUUCUACCUUGAAUCACAGUCGAAACGGACAUAUUUUCUCAACCAGAGAGAACAGUACGGAGAUGAGGAGGUGAAUGGCCUUUAUAGCCGCACCUUCUUUUGCGCUUUAGCCUACUCAACUAUUUGGACGUUCAAAUCCUCCGUUAUAUGGGCAUUCAUGGCUCGACUAGCAGUUAUCGGGCUCACCUAUUGCCAGCCAUUCCUCAUUACUGCUUUAACCGACUAUGUUCAGGAUGCCAUUCCGAACAAGAACGAUGGUUACGGUUUGAUAGGCGGGUUUGCGUUGGUAUUCUUCCUCAAGGGGGCCUUCAGCUGUCUUUACCAACAUCAUAACUUCCGGCUUACGACAAAAAUUAGAGGAGCAUUUGUGUCUUUGAUCUUUGAGAAGACCCUGACACUGGCAUUUGAUGAAAAUAGCGACGCAGCUGCUCUAACUCUGAUGAGCAAUGAUAUAGAUAAUAUCGCAUUUGGAGUUCAGAAUAUGCACGAGAUUUGGGCAAGUCCCAUUGAAACAGGUAUUGCGUUAUUCUUGUUGCAGCGGCAGGUUUCCUGGGCGGCAGCAGUCCCGGCUUUUGUCUCCGUCGCAACUUUUGUUUCCACGCACUUUCUGUCAAAGUCAACACCCAGCCGACAAAAUGCAAGCAUCAAAUUGCUCGGUAUCCAGGAUAGCCUCUCCUCGAAAUUGCAACAGUUCCGAAUCAAUGAGCUCAGCCGACAGAAAAAGUUUCGUCACAUGAUGGUCAAGAUGAAUUUACUUGCCGGUGCUAUUACAAACUUGUGUCCAGUGCUUACGCUGGUCAUCUAUACUGGCAUUGCACUUCACACUGGCAGCAGCCCCUUGACCGCAUCUUCGGCUUUCACCACACUCUCCAUAAUCUCUCUGUUAAGCAGUCCGUUAUCGAACCUGAUUUAUUCGGGGCCAAAAGUGACGGGUGCUUUGGAAUGUAUUCAAAGGAUUCAAGAGUAUCUUAUAGCUGAGUCGAAACUUGAUGAUCGCAUCAUACCACACCCGCAGCAUUCGAUGGCGGCUAGCCAGGUCGACGAAUCCGAACUUGACAUUUCCCUGGAACUUCAAGCAAUGAACGUCUCGGCACCAGGUACUGAGAUUGCCGAUCUCGUCCAUACCUAUCAGGCUGCCUUUGGGUGGCAACGCCAAGAGGAACCCAUAUUAUCAGAUGUGAAUAUUAAAAUACCUCCAUCUUCAUUGACUAUACUGGUGGGGCAUGUUGGUUCGGGAAAAAGCACCCUCCUGAAAGCAAUCUUGGGCGAGGUACCUUGUCUAAAGGGGUUCAUUCACGUGAACGUCACCGAAAUUUCAUUUUGCGAUACAAAAACAUGGAUUCGCAACCGGUCUAUCCGUGACAACAUUUGUCACCCACUUCCUUAUGAUGAGCAAUGGUACCGCACUAUCAUAUCCUCGACCGCGCUGGAUCGCGACAUCGAUGCUCUGCCUCAAAAAGACCACACAGUCAUUGGAAGUAAUGGCCUUUCAAUGAGCGGUGGGCAACGACAGCGGAUUGCCAUUGCCCGUGCGGCUUAUGCUCGAACGAAGUUGGCCAUCUUCGAUGAUUCUCUUAGUGCUCUCGAUACCACCACUUCUGCUUUGGUCUUCACUCAUGUUUUUGGGUCGCAGGGCAUACUACGUCAAAAUGGAACUGCUGUUAUCUUGGCCACACAUGACUGGAACUUACUUACCGAUGCCGAUAAUGUGAUCAUAUUUGGUGACGGAAAGAUCCGUGAGCAGGGACCACCUAGAGAGCUCAAGAAAUUCAAAGCUCGCGAACUGGAGGUCUCAACAGAGACUUCAAUCUCUUAUCAAGACCUUUCGCAGGGUGUUCAGGUAGAUGUACCUUUCACAAACAUAACAGGUAUUAACAACAAGUCCGUGAGGAAGCAAGGGGACUUGCGCGACUAUGCCUACUAUUUCAAGGCAUCUGGUGGGUGGUCAAUGAUCCUCUACGCAGGGGCUCUAACAAUUGGCGUGUUCUGUACCCAGUUCACAAAUCUGUGGGUCCAGUGGUGGGCGGAGGAAAAUUUAAGGACACCAUUUGGAAAGUUGUCACAAUAUAUCAGUGUCUAUGCUACACUGGCCACAGCUGGAGCUGGCAUUUGGGCUUUUUGCAUGUGGCUAGUCUUCUGCCGCAUCGUUCCCAGGUCCUCAGGCAAGAUACAUGAGUACUUAGUGAACAAGGUAAAAAAGGCACCACUGCAUUGGCUCACGUCAACUGAUUCCGGGGUCAUCCUCAAUCGCUUCAGCCAAGACAUGACUCUGAUUGAUCGAUCACUUCCAGCUGAAUUUCUGAAAACAUCCAGCAACUUCGUUCAGUGUUUGAUUAGUGCAACAUUCAUCUGUGUUGGAGCAAAAUUUAUGGCUCCUCUGAUUUUCCUUACAGUGUUUGCCAUCUACUGGAUCCAAAGAUUCUACCUUCGCACAUCACGGCAGCUCCGCUACCUGGAUUUGGAAAACAAGUCGCCCUUAUUCACCCAGUUCACUGAGACGCUCAAUGGACUUAUCACGAUUCGUGCUUUUGGGUGGCAACACAGUUUCCAGGAGGAGCAUAAACAACUACUUCGGCAAUCCCAAAAACCUUACUAUUUCUUGUUUGUUGUUCAACGAUGGCUGACUCUAGUAUUGGAUCUCCUUGUCGCUGGAAUUGCCGUGAUGCUAGCCGUUUUAUCUGUUUUCACGCCCAAUAUCGGGCCAGUCGGAGUUUCCCUUAUCUCCUUGAUCGCUUUUAACCAGCAGCUUGCUGAGCUCAUCAAUUUCUGGACGCUGAUGGAGACCAGUAUCGGUGCUAUCACCCGAGUUCGGAGCUUUGAGAAAGUGCCCACUGAAGAUCUUCCUUCGGAGGAUCAAUACCCACCCGCUACGUGGCCACUGGAGGGCUCUAUAAUAUUCCAAGAUACGAGUAUGGCAUAUGAGCUGACGGCACGUCCUAUUCUUCGAAACGUCACUUUGAACAUUCCUGCAGGAUCCAAGCUUGGAAUUUGCGGACGCACAGGAAGUGGCAAAAGCUCUCUUAUCUUCGCUCUUCUUCGCAUGAUUGAGAUACAGAGUGGGAAUAUCAUCAUUGAUGGAAUUAGUCUACAGUCUUGCCCUCGCGAUAUGGUUCGCAGCAAAAUAACUGUCAUACCCCAGGAGCCUGUUUUGUUUCCAGGUACUAUAAGGGGAAACAUUGGAGCAUUCAAGUCCCUUGACGACUUUAGGGCCCUGCGGGCCCUGGAGAGGAUGAAGCUAAAAGAGCAUGUGAUGAUAAAUGGUGGCCUAGACGCGAAGAUGGACGAUCUUCCACUGUCUGCAGGCCAGCGACAGCUCAUUUGUCUAGCACGGGCCAUUGCCAUGAAACAGAAAAUCUUGCUCCUGGACGAGGUGACAAGCCGUGUGGACGAUACGACGGACCGGCUAAUGCAACAAGUCAUUCGACAGGACUUUUCGGGGUGUACCAUUGUUGCAGUUGCACACCAAGCUCAUACCCUCUUGGACUUUGAUCAGAUUGCUGUUAUUGACGACGGUAAAGUCGUUGAGUAUGACACUCCGGCUGCGCUACUUGGCACCGCUGGGUCUCUUUUUUCGCGACUUUGUGACCAGAGAAGAUUUGUUCAAUGA